Messenger RNA from Raphanus sativus (radish), 464 nucleotides. RefSeq lists its product as uncharacterized. The coding region runs from base 303 to 464 and encodes 53 amino acids. The record is from RefSeq and is a predicted model, not a curated record. Lineage: Eukaryota; Viridiplantae; Streptophyta; Magnoliopsida; Brassicales; Brassicaceae. The transcript has 3 exons.
UAUUACAAAGCAAAAAAACACACGCGCGCGUGGAUAAGAGAGAGAACACAAGGUAGAGAUGAGAAACGGUUAGUCUCACAUAACCGGAAUUAACGAACUGGUUAUACUUAACCGGUAUUACCUAACUUAAGAAACCUGGUCGGAAGUCGGAACCAAAAGACAGACUUUUCCAGCUUUGAUGUCUCCGUCCAAUUUUGAUUUCUCUCUACGGUACUUGAGACUCUGAAAGUUAGAAACGAUACCAUCUUUGUAGAUCUCGGAUCACGUUUUCUGUAGGAUUUUGCGUGGGAAGUGGAUCAGAUAUGAACUGGGUACAACGCAAAAUCUACCUUUACAAUGUCACCUUCGGUCUCUACAUGCUUGAUUGGUGGGAACGAUACCUCUUCAAUGGUUUGGUGGUAGUCUUGAUGUGGUUCGUAGCUUACAACGGUACACGCUACUUUUCAGAGCUCUUCAAGAGGUAA